AUGCGUUUCGCUUCCGCCGCCAUUUUCUUCGUGUUCUCCCUUUUGGCUGUCGAUGUUGUUGCUUCUCCCGUUCCCGGUCUCAAGCAGUUCAAGCCCGCUCGCCGCGAUGAAUUGAAGAGGCAAACCGACGCGAAGCCGUCCAAAGUAUGGGAGGCCCGCGCCCCUGCUCCCAGCAAGAGAGCUCCGGGUCCAUCCGCUGCUCUCGGAGCGCGCGCCCCAGGCCCUAGCAAGAGGGCUCCUAAGCCUUCCGCUGCGCUCAUCGCUCGCGCUCAUGAAUUCACCGACUAA
Molecule: messenger RNA, 288 nt
Organism: Stereum hirsutum FP-91666 SS1
Lineage: Eukaryota; Fungi; Basidiomycota; Agaricomycetes; Russulales; Stereaceae
Exons: 4
Coding region: 1-288 (95 amino acids)
Source: RefSeq, a predicted model, not a curated record